Malassezia japonica is the source of this 945-nucleotide messenger RNA. RefSeq lists its product as uncharacterized. Gene Ontology annotation, molecular function: phosphoric diester hydrolase activity. The record is from RefSeq and is a predicted model, not a curated record. NCBI's taxonomy places the organism in Eukaryota, Fungi, Basidiomycota, Malasseziomycetes, Malasseziales, Malasseziaceae. Gene Ontology annotation, biological process: lipid metabolic process. The transcript has 6 exons. Bases 1 to 945 code for a protein of 314 amino acids.
AUGGCCAGCGAAGCAUUCCGUCCUGCUUUGCCCGAGUGCUGGGGCCACCGCGGUGCCUCGGCGGCGUUCCCCGAGAACACCCUGAGCUCCUUUGCGCAGGCCAUCCGUGAUGGCUCGGAGGGUAUUGAGAGCGACGUGCAUGUCACUGCCGACGAUGUCAUUGUCAUGUUCCACGACACGACGCUCGACCGUACGACGGAUGGGAAAGGCCUUAUCAGCGCACGGCCCUACUUUGGUGCGGACGGCAUCGAGCAUGUGCGCACGCUUGAGAAGCCUGUGCAGCAGAUCCCCACGUUUGAGCAGCUGUGUGAGCUGCUGAUGAAGGAGGAGAACCGCCAUGUGAAGCUUAACGUCGAUAUCAAGCCGAACAACGACCCCGAGCGCCUCUUUUCGAUCAUGGACAAGAUCGUGCGCAAAUUUCCGGGCUACGAGACGCAGCUCGCGCCGCGCCUUAUCCUCGGCCUGUGGCACCCCAAGUUUAUCGAGCCGGCCAAGAAGCACGUCCCCACGCUGUCGCUCGCGCAUAUCGGCUCGUCGCCUGCGGAUGCGCUGCGCUACUUCUGGAAGGACUGCUCCACGUUCUCGCUCAACUUCCCUGCCCUCGCCACCGACGAGGGCCAGCGCUUCCUGCAGCGUGCCAAGGAGGAGAAGAAGGACGUCAUGGUUUGGACCGUGAACCGCAUAGACGAGAUGGUCGAGGCGACGCGCUGGGGCGUCAAGGCGAUCCUCACUGACCACACGGACGGCCUGCAGAACCUGCGCAAGGAGAUGGCGGCCGACUUUUUGGGCACCGAAAAGAAAUACGUCGCGCCCUACUUCCGCUGGACGUACUACAAAUACUACACCCCGUACGCGCAGCUGUACCGGUACCUCUGCGUGAACGAGGUCGUAAAGCACGCGGGUAUGUCCUUCGAGCAGGGCAGUGCCCCGGUCCCAGUUUCGUAG